Messenger RNA from Pistacia vera, 822 nucleotides. Its product is annotated as 40S ribosomal protein S14-3-like. The record is from RefSeq and is a predicted model, not a curated record. Gene Ontology annotation, molecular function: small ribosomal subunit rRNA binding; structural constituent of ribosome; mRNA 5'-UTR binding. Bases 120 to 572 code for a protein of 150 amino acids. The transcript is spliced from 6 exons. NCBI's taxonomy places the organism in Eukaryota, Viridiplantae, Streptophyta, Magnoliopsida, Sapindales, Anacardiaceae. Gene Ontology annotation, cellular component: ribosome; cytosolic small ribosomal subunit. Gene Ontology annotation, biological process: maturation of SSU-rRNA from tricistronic rRNA transcript (SSU-rRNA, 5.8S rRNA, LSU-rRNA); translation; ribosomal small subunit assembly.
CACGAUAUAAAACCUAGUAGCCACCACAAACUUCACUCUCUUCCAUAGGGUUUUCGCAUUUGGUUACGCACUCCGUCUUCUAAAGAACCCUAGCUUUCUCAGCUAAUCUUUUCGCAGCCAUGUCGAAGAAGAAGACUAGAGAGCCAAAGGAGGACAAUGUGACGCUAGGACCUGCUGUGAGGGAUGGAGAGCAUGUUUUUGGAGUUGCCCACAUCUUUGCAUCAUUUAAUGAUACUUUCAUUCACGUGACUGAUCUGUCUGGCAGGGAAACCCUUGUUCGCAUCACUGGUGGUAUGAAAGUGAAAGCAGACAGAGAUGAGUCUUCCCCCUAUGCUGCUAUGCUUGCAGCACAGGAUGUUUCAAGCAGAUGCAAGGAACUUGGAAUUACUGCUCUUCAUAUUAAGCUCCGUGCAACUGGUGGUAACAAGACCAAGACACCUGGUCCAGGUGCCCAGUCGGCUCUUCGUGCCCUUGCUCGUUCUGGAAUGAAAAUUGGUCGCAUAGAGGAUGUGACUCCAAUUCCCACUGAUAGUACUCGCAGAAAGGGUGGUAGAAGAGGAAGAAGGCUGUAAGCAAUAUCUGUUGUCAGAGUGGCUGUGUUUUUAUGUUAUCCCUAUGGGAUGGUUGUUCCUUAAUUUUAGCAGCGGUUACUUUUCAGUUUUGGAACUAAUUUAUAGUUUUUAUCUGUCUGGAUGAAAGAUCUAUUUUGAGCGUUAUGUAAAAACAAUAGGCCGUAAGCAGAUUGGGAUAAUUGUUUUCUUGCACUACAUAUAAUGUCAUGAGUCAUUCGAAAAUUUAUUCGAUUGUUUCUUGCUGAAAGAA